AGCUCGCGCAGAGUCUGACGCGGGCUAACUCUACACUACUAGAUAGCAUGCGAGGCGAUACACGCCCGCGUUGCGUCUUCUGGUGCCUCCGAGGUACGCAGAGCACGCGGAUCGUGCUUUGCAACGGAGCAGUUUCAGAGAAAACCGUUCGAAUUUCUGACCUUCCUUGCCCGUUAAGAUGGAUGUAGCCACAUGGAACAAAAAAAUUCAAGCUGGUUCUCCUCCGGCCUCGAUUCAAGAGUGUGACUCUUCGUGCUACGGUAGCUGUGCUGGACCUGGCCCACGUCUCUGCGACAAAUGUCGCCAGUUUCGGAAUGCGGACACUCUCGAAUGCAUCGACCAAUGCCCAGAGAACUAUCAAGCCACCCACAACUACUGUAUACCACCAGAGAGUCAGGAAUUGUGUCCCAUAUCGUGCAUGCUGAAGCGUGACACUCAAGACCCCACAGAGUGUUCCUGUGACCAACAAACAGACUCUGGAGCCCAUCAUGGUAUUACUACUGGUGGCAUAAUAAUAUAUGUACUAGUGGGAGUCACCUUCCGUCUCAUUAUGAAUAGUAUAUUCUGAAAUGUAUUGUGGAUUACGUAGUGAUUAUAAUGUGACUCUAGUUUACUCAUUGUGUAUGAUGGUGUAUUUGUACAAGUAUUAUUUUUCAACUAUUAAAAAAAUACUUUUUGGUGCUUUAUGAUA
This is a messenger RNA of Geodia barretti, 691 nucleotides long. Lineage: Eukaryota; Metazoa; Porifera; Demospongiae; Tetractinellida; Geodiidae. The record is from the annotation of a GenBank genome assembly.